UGUUUUCCUGGUCUCUUUAUGUUUUUCCAAGAUGUUCUCAGUGCAGCUGAGUCUUGGGGAGCAGACAUGGGAAUCCGAAGGGAGCAGUAUAAAGAAGGCCCAGCAAGCCGUCGCUAACAAAGCUUUGACGGAAUCCACGCUCCCCAAACCAGUUCAGAAGCCACCCAAGAGCAAUGUUAACAAUAACCCAGGUAGUAUAACUCCAACUGUGGAACUGAAUGGGCUUGCUAUGAAAAGGGGAGAGCCUGCCAUCUACAGGCCAUUAGACCCAAAGCCUUUCCCCAAUUAUAGAGCUAAUUACAACUUUCGGGGCAUGUACAAUCAGAGGUAUCAUUGCCCAGUGCCCAAGAUCUUUUAUGUUCAGCUGACUGUAGGAAAUAAUGAAUUUUUUGGGGAAGGGAAGACUCGACAAGCCGCUAGACACAAUGCUGCAAUGAAAGCCCUUCAAGCACUGCAGAAUGAGCCUAUACCAGAAAAAUCAGCUCAGAAUUGCGAAUCAGGAAAAGAAAUGGAUGAUGACAAAGAUGCAAAUAAGUCUGAGAUCAGCUUAGUGUUUGAAAUUGCUCUGAAGAGAAAUAUGCCCGUCAGUUUUGAGGUUAUUAAAGAAAGUGGCCCACCACACAUGAAAAGCUUUGUGACCCGGGUGUCAGUGGGAGAGUUCUCCGCUGAGGGAGAGGGAAAUAGCAAGAAACUCUCCAAGAAGCGUGCUGCAACCACUGUGCUACAGGAGCUUAGGAAACUCCCACCUCUGCCAGUGGUGGAAAAGCCAAAACUAUUUUUUAAAAAACGCCCUAAAACAAUAGUAAAGCCUUAG
Molecule: messenger RNA, 814 nt
Organism: Odocoileus virginianus texanus
Lineage: Eukaryota; Metazoa; Chordata; Mammalia; Artiodactyla; Cervidae
Source: RefSeq, a predicted model, not a curated record